GGCUUGCGAAGAUGGCGGCCCUCUGUUUGGGAUUUUUCUCUUUGCCACCAUGUUGGGUUUCAUUUCCGCCCGCCAAGCUGGUCUUGACGACCCAUUGAGGUUACGGCGGGCUGAAUCGACAAGGAGGGUAUUGAGUUUGGAGUUAAGCAAGGAUAAAGAUGUUGAAAGGAUCCAUGGGAGUGGUAUUACUACUCUGGAUAUUGAACCUGUUGAAGGACGAUACAUGUUAUCAGGUGGUUCAGAUGGCGUUAUUGUUUUGUAUGACCUUGAAAACUGUAGUGGAAAACCAUGCUAUACAUGUAAGGCAGUUGGUUCUGUGGGCAGAAGACAUCCUGAUGUGCAUAAAUUCAGUGUAGAGACUGUUCAGUGGUAUCCUCAUGACACUGGCAUGUUUACAUCAAGUUCAUUCGAUAAAACGUUAAAAAUAUGGGAUACAAAUACAUUGCAACCUGCGGAUGAAUUUAAUUUUGAAGGAACAGUAUACAGUCAUCACAUGUCUCCUAUUGCUACCAAGCAUUGUUUAAUUGCAGUUGGUACCAAAAGCCCCAAAGUACAGCUUUGUGACUUGAAGUCUGGAUCUUGUUCUCACAUUCUGCAGGGUCACAAACAGGAGAUCUUGGCGGUAUCUUGGUCACCACGUUACGAGUACAUCUUGGCAACUGCAAGUGCUGAUAGCAGAGUGAAAUUAUGGGAUGUGCGGAGAGCAUCUGCUUGUCUGAUUACUCUUGAUCAGCAUAACAUGGAGAAGUCAAAAGCAUCUUCUGAAGCAGCGUAUACUGCCCAUCAUGGGCGAGUUAAUGGCUUAUGCUUCACAAGUGAUGGGCUUCACCUUCUGACCAUUGGUACGGAUGACCGCAUGAGACUUUGGAACAGUUCCAAUGGGGAGAAUACACUGGUGAACUAUGGGAAGGUAUGCAAUGAAAGUAGAAAAGGACUCAAAUUUGCUGUCUCCUGUGGCUGCAGUCCAGAAUUUGUGUUUGUGCCAUACAGUAACACUAUUGCUAUUUAUACCAUUUACUCUGGAGACCUAAUAACUAUGCUUAGAGGCCACUAUAGUUCUGUCGACUGCUGUGUCUUUCAGCCUCAUUUUCAGGAACUUUAUAGUAGUGGCAAAGAUGGCAAUAUUCUUGUCUGGGUACCCUGUCUGAGAGAACCAGAGCCUGAUGAUUCCUCUGAAAAGGGUUUAAACCCAGCAUAUGAAGAUGCCUGGAGCAGCAGUGAUAGUGAAGGAUAAAUUCCUUGUGAAUUGCGGACAGUGAUGUGCAUGUUUUGGUGGAAGGAUAUUGUCUAGAAGUUCCAAACAAGUACCAGCAGUGUCUUUCAAGUUCUUACAAUGUAAAUAAUGUAUAUUUCCCUGUACAGAUACUUUUUCUUGACAUUUUGUUCCAUCUGCAUACUUUUAUUUUAAAAUACUCUUAAUAUUU
Eublepharis macularius is the source of this 1424-nucleotide messenger RNA. It is a transcript of the gene ERCC8, whose product is annotated as ERCC excision repair 8, CSA ubiquitin ligase complex subunit. Gene Ontology annotation, molecular function: protein binding. The record is from RefSeq and is a predicted model, not a curated record. Bases 50 to 1234 code for a protein of 394 amino acids. The transcript has 12 exons. Gene Ontology annotation, biological process: protein polyubiquitination; proteasome-mediated ubiquitin-dependent protein catabolic process; transcription-coupled nucleotide-excision repair. Lineage: Eukaryota; Metazoa; Chordata; Lepidosauria; Squamata; Eublepharidae. Gene Ontology annotation, cellular component: Cul4A-RING E3 ubiquitin ligase complex; nucleotide-excision repair complex.